Cuculus canorus (common cuckoo) is the source of this 1060-nucleotide messenger RNA. RefSeq names its product LSM2 homolog, U6 small nuclear RNA and mRNA degradation associated (gene LSM2). The record is from RefSeq and is a predicted model, not a curated record. Gene Ontology annotation, cellular component: catalytic step 2 spliceosome; P-body; precatalytic spliceosome. Lineage: Eukaryota; Metazoa; Chordata; Aves; Cuculiformes; Cuculidae. The transcript is spliced from 5 exons. Gene Ontology annotation, biological process: mRNA splicing, via spliceosome. The coding region runs from base 20 to 415 and encodes 131 amino acids. Gene Ontology annotation, molecular function: RNA binding.
GGAGGGGCGUGGUUUAUUAAUGCUGGUUGUGCCGAAGGGGCGUGGUCUAGUGACUGGGGUGUGGGCUGACCCGGAAGUAGGCGGGGCUCCCGGCGCGCGCGCGGGAGGAGGUGCCGGCGCGGCCGCCAUGCUGUUUUACUCCUUCUUCAAGUCCCUCGUGGGCAAAGACGUGGUGGUGGAGCUGAAGAACGACCUGAGCAUCUGUGGGACCCUCCACUCCGUGGACCAGUACCUGAACAUCAAACUGACCGACAUCAGCGUCACCGACCCCGAGAAAUACCCGCACAUGCUGUCGGUGAAGAACUGCUUCAUCCGGGGUUCGGUGGUGCGGUACGUGCAGCUCCCGGCCGAUGAGGUGGACACACAGCUGCUGCAGGACGCAGCGCGGAAAGAGGCGCUGCAGCAGAAACAGUGACCCCCAAAACCAGGGGGCGGACCCCAAAACCAUGAGGGGAUCCCCAAAAUUGGAAGGGACCCCAAAAUUGGGGGGAGCCUAAAAAAUUGGGGGUGGGAGGGCUUGAAUUGCAGCGAGAACCCAAGUCCUGCAGGAGGUGAUGCAAGAGAAAGGCGGGUGGACCCCAAAUUGAGGGGGUACCCCAAAAACUGGGGGAUUUCUCACACUUUGGGGGGGGUCCCUGAGAUCCAGGGGUUGCCCGAAACAUGGAGGGACCCCAAAAUUUGGGGGGGGCUAAAAAUUGGAGGGGGGGGCCUCGAAUCGCAGCAGGGACCCCAAGUCCUGCAGGAGAAAGGGGGGGUGGCAAAUUGGGAGGUCCCUGAGAUCUGGGGGAGGCCCUGAGACCCUGGGGGGACUGUAGAACACAUUGAGGUUGUCCUAAAAGUGGGGGGACACCCCAAGGCCCUCGAGGGUGUCCCUAGAGCCGAAGAGGGGACCCCAAACACCAGCCCCCCCCAAAAAUAAUUGGGAGCCCCCCCCCUAGAUUUUUGAGUCCCCGCAGUGCUGCCCUCCCCGAACUCAGGGUCCCCCACCACCACACCUGAAUCCCCCCCUCGAUGUUGGGGUCCCCCCACACACCAAAAAUUGGGUCAAUAAAUGUGAUGU